Messenger RNA from Tupaia belangeri chinensis (Chinese tree shrew), 3641 nucleotides. RefSeq names its product protein kinase C iota (gene PRKCI). NCBI's taxonomy places the organism in Eukaryota, Metazoa, Chordata, Mammalia, Scandentia, Tupaiidae. The transcript is spliced from 18 exons. The record is from RefSeq and is a predicted model, not a curated record. Gene Ontology annotation, molecular function: diacylglycerol-dependent serine/threonine kinase activity; protein binding; ATP binding. The coding region runs from base 1 to 1968 and encodes 655 amino acids. Gene Ontology annotation, biological process: protein phosphorylation.
AUGGGAGGACGGAAAAGGACUAAACGAGUUCCUUCCAGCCCUUUUACACAGCACUCAUCCAUUCAUGGGGGCAGAGCCUUCGGAAGGUCACCACUUCCCAGAAGUCCCCGCCAAUUAAUACCAACACAUUUUACUUUGUACAGAGAGUUUACUGGAAGUGAUGCAUGUGGACACAUACACGGAACCGCUGGAGCCCCUGACAUCGCCAGGCGUUUGCUAUUAUCAGAACAUUACCAGUUUCAUUCAUUUGCAAACUUAAAACUGCUUUUCUUUUCCAGGGAUAUCAUGAUAACACAUUUUGAACCUUCCAUCUCUUUUGAGGGUCUUUGCAAUGAGGUUCGAGACAUGUGUUCUUUUGACAACGAGCAGCUUUUUACCAUGAAAUGGAUAGAUGAGGAAGGAGACCCCUGUACAGUAUCAUCUCAGUUGGAGUUAGAAGAAGCCUUCAGGCUUUAUGAGUUAAACAAGGAUUCUGAACUCUUGAUUCAUGUAUUCCCUUGUGUACCAGAACGUCCUGGAAUGCCCUGCCCAGGAGAAGAUAAAUCCAUCUACAGAAGAGGUGCACGCCGCUGGAGAAAGCUUUAUUGUGCAAAUGGCCACACUUUCCAAGCCAAGCGUUUCAAUAGGCGUGCUCACUGUGCCAUCUGCACAGACCGGAUAUGGGGACUCGGACGCCAGGGGUAUAAGUGCAUCAACUGCAAACUCCUGGUUCACAAGAAGUGCCACAAACUUGUGACGAUCGAGUGCGGGCGGCAUUCUUUGCCACCGGAACCAGCGACGCCUAUGGACCAGUCGGCCCUGCACUCGGACCACGCACAGACAGUAAUUCCAUAUAAUCCUUCGAGUCAUGAGAGCUUGGACCAAGUUGGUGAAGAAAAGGAGGCAAUGAACACUAGGGAGAGCGGGAAAGCUUCGUCCAGUCUAGGUCUUCAGGAUUUUGAUUUGCUCCGGGUAAUAGGAAGAGGAAGUUAUGCCAAAGUACUGUUGGUUCGAUUAAAAAAAACAGAUCGUAUUUAUGCAAUGAAAGUUGUGAAAAAAGAGCUCGUCAAUGAUGAUGAGGAUAUUGAUUGGGUACAGACAGAGAAGCACGUUUUCGAGCAGGCAUCCAAUCAUCCUUUCCUCGUUGGGCUGCAUUCUUGCUUUCAGACGGAAAGCAGGUUGUUCUUCGUUAUAGAAUAUGUAAAUGGAGGAGAUCUAAUGUUUCAUAUGCAGCGGCAAAGGAAACUUCCUGAAGAACAUGCCAGAUUUUACUCUGCAGAAAUCAGUCUAGCAUUAAAUUAUCUUCAUGAACGAGGGAUCAUUUAUAGAGAUUUGAAAUUGGACAAUGUGUUACUGGACUCUGAAGGGCACAUUAAGCUCACUGACUAUGGCAUGUGUAAGGAAGGAUUACGACCAGGAGAUACAACCAGCACUUUCUGUGGUACUCCUAAUUACAUUGCUCCUGAAAUCUUAAGAGGAGAAGAUUAUGGUUUCAGUGUCGACUGGUGGGCUCUGGGAGUGCUUAUGUUCGAGAUGAUGGCAGGAAGGUCUCCAUUUGAUAUUGUUGGGAGCUCCGAUAACCCUGACCAAAACACAGAAGACUAUCUCUUCCAAGUUAUCUUGGAAAAACAAAUCCGUAUACCACGCUCUCUGUCUGUAAAGGCUGCAAGUGUCCUGAAGAGCUUCCUCAACAAGGACCCAAAAGAACGAUUGGGUUGUCAUCCUCAAACAGGAUUUGCUGACAUUCAGGGACACCCAUUCUUCCGAAAUGUUGAUUGGGAUAUGAUGGAGCAAAAGCAGGUGGUACCUCCCUUUAAACCAAACAUUUCUGGUGAAUUUGGUUUGGACAACUUUGACUCUCAGUUUACUAAUGAACCUGUCCAGCUCACUCCAGAUGAUGAUGACAUUGUGAGGAAGAUUGAUCAGUCUGAAUUUGAAGGUUUUGAGUAUAUCAAUCCUCUUUUGAUGUCUGCAGAAGAAUGUGUCUGAUCCUGAUUUUUCAGCUGUGCUUUCUGCUCGUGUUGCCAUUUAAUGCAUGGGUACACUUUUACUAGCCUGGAUGCAAUUAAUCGUCUCUAUUUGCCACCUACAAGUAGCACUCGGUAUCUUCUAUUGUAGACUGUAAGAGUCAAUCAUUACAUCUAUGGUUAGCUGUGAAAAAGAAAUUAAAACUAGCUUCCAGACAAUCGUGUCAAAAUUUAGUCACACUGGUUCUUUAGAGGCCUGCUGAUACGUAACGAGGUUGUCUUUUGUUUAAAAGAAGUACCACUGCUUUUAAAAGAACGUAUCUGUUCCAGUAAGACAGAAAGUGGGAUCACAUCGUAAGCCUCCCAUAAUUUUUUGUCAGUCUGUGUUAAGUCAUUUGAGAGUUUAAUUUUGGAAUAAAAUAUGAAUUCAAACUCCAGCAACACUCGUAUUACCUAGUAGUUUCAGAUGUUUAAACAUUCACCUGCAAAUUUCAUCAUUGCCUCAUGUAAUUAAGUUACUGAUUUUUAAGGCAGCGUAUUAAAUUGGCAAUGAAAGAUGUUGCUUGCUUAGAACUGGGGUAUACAUAUUCUUCUUGAGUUAAAAAAAAGACAAAUUUUAUUAAGAAUCAAAUUCCAAAUCAUUAGCUAUUUUUUAAAAAACUGGCACAAGUGAGUUUUUUAGUCUGUUAAGGGGGUAGCUUCUGAGGUUGUCCCCUUAGCACAAGUUUUACCUAGAAUAUUAAUGUAUACCGUUUGGAAGUCACAGGAUGCAGUUGAGUGGGAAAUUACUCCGUAUAUAGAAAGGAAAAAACGAGAGGAAUUUAAAAUAAAUACAGAGAGACAGUGGUAGUAGUUCUUUCUUUCCGGCAAGUAAACCCAACCGUUGCUCUCUGUGAUUUAAUUUAAAAGACACUUGUUCUCAUACUUGUAAAAGCAUUCCAUUUAUUUAGUGGCAGCAGAACAUCUAACUUUUUCUCCUUAUAAUUUAGUAUACCGAAAAAAAGUUUACCUUCCAAGGAGAAUGUUUUAAAUCUGUGCUCAUUUCUUUCCCAAAAGCACAUUAUCUGUACCUUUAGACCCUGUUUAUGGAGUCGUCACUGCAGUCCAAGAAAAAUGUGGAAGUAUAUGCAGGUAAAUGUUCAGGACACAGCAUACAUGCUCACACAGUCCAGUCCCAGCUUCCUGGGUGAACUUUUAUUAAGUAGAAUGUUUAAUAUAUAAGAAUACAUUUCAGGGGCAGAGUUCUUCAGGUUACUUUUUAUUAACAUUACUGUUUAACAACUUAUUAUUUAAAGGGGUGCUAGAUAUAGCAGCCUUCUGUUGUUUAUUUAAUUUUGUUUUUAUGAAAAGGGACUUAAAAAGUAACCAUAAUAAUCUACAUUACUUAAAUUUUCCAAUCUUAGUAAAAUUUAAUUUUAGGGGAAGUUAAUUAGUCUUUAGACGAUUUAGUCUUAAAUUUAGAAUGAUCUAAAAUUUGUAAGUAUUUAAUUUAUCUUUUUUUUUUCUGGAUGCUACAUUUUCUUAGGACCGUUAUUUUCCCAAUUUCUGGCCAUGUGCUCUUUUUUCUUCACAUAAGUAAGUCUGAAAGCAAUGAGAACCUCAGAAGAGGCUUACGUAUAUUCACAUGUUGGUUUGAAAGGCAUUAGUGUUUCUUUUCAUACCUGAUACUGAUUUUAAAACAGAAAGCAGCCUUCA